UACAGUUUCACUCUCUACUCCAAACCCUAAUCUCCCUCUCUCUUCUACAUCUUUGUCUCUUACCCCUAGAUUUUUCGUUCCUUCAUCUCCAUUUAAGAAUGCGUGAGAUUCUUCACAUUCAAGGUGGCCAAUGUGGUAACCAGAUUGGUGCCAAGUUUUGGGAAGUCGUGUGUGCAGAGCACGGCAUCGAUGUCACCGGGAAGUAUACCGGAGACUCUGAACUCCAGCUCGAGAGGAUCAACGUUUAUUACAAUGAGGCUAGUGGCGGAAGGUUUGUUCCACGCGCGGUUCUCAUGGAUCUGGAGCCUGGUACCAUGGACAGUCUCAGAUCUGGUGCUUACGGACAGAUCUUCAGGCCUGAUAACUUUGUUUUUGGCCAGUCCGGCGCUGGUAACAAUUGGGCGAAAGGACACUAUACUGAGGGUGCUGAAUUGAUCGAUUCCGUUCUGGACGUCGUUAGGAAGGAGGCCGAGAACUGUGAUUGCUUGCAAGGUUUCCAAGUUUGCCAUUCCCUUGGUGGUGGAACAGGAUCAGGAAUGGGAACUCUUCUGAUAUCAAAGAUCAGAGAAGAAUAUCCCGAUAGAAUGAUGAUGACUUUCUCUGUAUUCCCUUCUCCCAAGGUUUCUGAUACAGUUGUCGAGCCUUACAAUGCCACAUUGUCUGUCCAUCAGCUUGUUGAAAACGCAGAUGAGUGCAUGGUUCUUGACAACGAAGCACUCUACGAUAUCUGCUUCAGAACACUCAAACUCACUACUCCAAGCUUUGGCGAUCUUAAUCAUCUCAUCUCUGCAACAAUGUCCGGAGUCACCUGCUGUCUAAGGUUUCCAGGACAACUCAAUUCCGACUUAAGAAAACUUGCUGUGAAUCUGAUUCCAUUCCCGCGUCUCCACUUCUUCAUGGUCGGAUUCGCCCCUCUCACCUCCCGUGGGUCCCAACAAUACCGUGCACUAACCGUCCCGGAACUCACCCAACAAAUGUGGGACUCCAAAAACAUGAUGUGUGCCGCCGACCCCCGCCAUGGGCGCUACCUCACCGCUUCCGCCAUCUACCGUGGUAAAAUGAGCACCAAAGAAGUCGAUGAACAAAUGCUGAAUGUUCAAAACAAGAACUCUUCAUACUUUGUGGAGUGGAUCCCAAACAAUGUGAAAUCAACUGUUUGUGAUAUCCCUCCAACAGGGUUGAAAAUGGCAUCUACUUUCAUUGGGAAUUCGACUUCCAUUCAGGAGAUGUUUAGGCGUGUGAGUGAGCAGUUUACUGCUAUGUUUAGGAGGAAGGCUUUCUUGCAUUGGUACACUGGUGAAGGUAUGGAUGAGAUGGAGUUUACUGAGGCUGAGAGUAAUAUGAAUGAUUUGGUGUCGGAGUAUCAGCAGUAUCAAGAUGCAACUGCUGAUGAAGAGGGGGAAUAUGAGGAGGAAGAGGAGUAUGAAGAGGAGGCGUAGUCUGUUGUAUUAUGUGGGUAAUGUGUAUUAUGUGGUUGUAAUCUCAACUACCAUUUAUCAUAUUUCUAGUUGUUAGCUGUGGAAACAAUUUAAAAGAAAGCAGAUGUUUAUGCUAUGAAUUACUGGGUGAUUUUUGUUCCACCUAAAGAAUCUUGGGUUACUGUUUAAUAUGGUUUGAUUUAUGUUUGCGUAA
Messenger RNA from Lactuca sativa (garden lettuce), 1632 nucleotides. Its product is annotated as tubulin beta-1 chain. Gene Ontology annotation, molecular function: GTPase activity; GTP binding; structural constituent of cytoskeleton. Gene Ontology annotation, biological process: microtubule-based process. The record is from RefSeq and is a predicted model, not a curated record. Gene Ontology annotation, cellular component: microtubule. NCBI's taxonomy places the organism in Eukaryota, Viridiplantae, Streptophyta, Magnoliopsida, Asterales, Asteraceae.